AUGAACAAACAACGCACUCAGAAGCCUUCUACGAAAAGCUGGCCGCCACAGCCGCCAAAUCAGGUAAACGAGCAAUGUGCGAAUGAAAUUUAAACAUCCAAUUUCAGCACUUCGCGCCACAGUAUCAGUUCCAGCCUCAGCCAGCAUGGUCGGGCCCAAAUCCGCAAGGGCAAAUGUGGAAUGGUCCGCCUCCUCCAGGCCAGACGUGGACGGAGCAGGGUCCGCAAUAUCAGGAAUGGACGAGCCCGCCACAGGAACCAUGGAUGGAGGAACAGACCUGGCAAGUGCCGUACAUGCAGCAGCAGCAUCCGGUGCAGAUGCAGAUGCAGCAAACUCAACAUCCACAUGAAUACAACCAGCCGGUUCCACAGCAUCAGUACAAUGUUCCGCCGCCUCAACAUGUGAUGCAUCCACAAUUCUACAACCAGCCGAUUUCCAAUCAGACGCACCAGGUCACCGGAGGACAAAAAGUUGCACAGCAGCCACCUCAAAAGCUAUGGAUUCCGCCAAACCAUCAAAUGAAUCCUCAACAUCAGUGGAUGCAGUCCGCUCCGAUGGCUGCUCCGAUGGCUGCUCCGAUGGCUGCUCCGAUGGCUGCUCCGAUGGCUGCUCCGAUGGCUGCUCCGAUGGCUGCUCCGAUGACCGCUCCGAUGGCCACUCCUAUGAUCUGUCCGAUGACUGCUCCGAUGGCUGCUCCGAUGACCGCUCCGAUGACCGCUCCGAUGGCCACACCGAUGACCGCACCGAUGGCUGCCUCGUACGGUGCUCCAAUGGCUGCUCCUAUGACCGCUCCGAUGGUCGCUCCAAUGAUCGCUCCAAUUGCAGUUUCAAAUGUCGCUCCGAUGAAACCUUUGAAUGCUGCUCCAAUGAAAGCUCCAGAAGCAGUUCCGAAAAUUCCGCUGCCACCAGCGGAACCCAACUCCUGUGACAAAGUCCAGGUAUUCAAAAAUUAUCAAUCAAUGAAAGUAGCUCAUCAUCUCAUUUCAGCCUCCCGCUGUUGUCGCGAACGCAUCUCAUGAGAAAGACGGCAUGACUCCCGACAGCGGAAUAAACGAGGAAGGUCGCAGGUAUCAUUGUGGAUAGUUGUACAACUGAACUAGUGCAUUUUUACAGUGAGAAUGAAGAGAAAGUAGAUGUCACUUCAAACGACGGAACGAUCCGCGUGAGCAAGAAAUGUCUUAUGGAGAAAAUCGGUUGUCUCACAAUUGAAAAGGAUGAAGCGAAUUCACGUGUGCAAGUAAAGGAAGCUGAAAUCGAGACACUGAAACUGGCGAUGGAAGAGAUGAGAGUUGAAGGCAAGAAGCUGUUCAAGGAGGCGGCGGAAAAAGAUGUUGAGAAUAUCAAGGCAACGGCAGAGACAGAAGCCGAUAAACUGAAGCAAGAUGCUAGGGGAGAAGCCCAGAGAAUGAAGGAAGAAGCUAUGUCAGAUGCCCACAGUGCUGAGGAAACGGCCAUGUCAAAAGCCAAGAAAAUUAUCGAAGAGGCUAAGUCGGCAGCCCGUAAAGAGAUUGAAGAGGCCAAGUUGUCAAGUCAGCGAACCUUGGAUAAGGCCGCGUUGGAAGCCGAGAGAUUGGUGAAAGCGGCGAAAUUGGUAGCGCAACAAAUCAAGGAAGCAGCGGAAGCCGAUGUCAAGCGGAUGAGAGAUGCUGCCGAGAAAGAAGCUGAAAAGCUGAAGGAGGAGGCGCAACGCAUCAGAGAUUCGGAAGCCGACAAGAAGCGCCAGAGAGAGGCGAGGGAGGAGCAAGCGCGUCUGAAACAAGAGGAGAAGCGCAGAAAACAAGAAGAAGCCAAACGACUCGCCGAGGAGAAGGAACGAGCCGAUCAGCAGCGCGCGGAAGAGCGAAGAAUCAGAAGAGAAGAAGAGAAGAAAAAGAAAGAAGAGGAAGAGAGGUCUCGCAAGGAAAAAGAGAUCAGAAUGCAGAAGGAAAGAGCCCAAGAGGAGAAGGAGAGAAAGAAGCUGAAGGCGAUGCAACAGAACGAGGCAAAAGCGUCCCGUAAGCUCAUCGCCAAGAAGGCGAAACAACUCGAAGAAGAACUGCUGGAAAGGGAGUUCCAAAAAGCGCAAGUGUACAAUGCCGAUAUCUUCAUGGGACGUCGCCCAGAAUGCGAGCGGAAUCCGACUCCACCACUCAAGAAGGACGAUAAUCAGAAGAAAAUCGAGGCGAUAAUCGAGAAUCGAUCUUUCUCGGAGUAUCCGCCGAGAGUCCAGGCCAGUCCAGGCACAAGCGCCUCUCACACUUCGCAACCCGCAACAUCGACCAUCGGCACGGAUCCAAUGCCGGAAAGGGUGAGAAAAGUGGGAUAGUUUUUCUGCAGUACCUAUUUUUUGUAAUUCUCCAACGACCUAAAGAAAUUUUGUUUCAAAUUUUGUUGGAAUCCUAUGAGUCUGCCUGAAACACUAAAAAAUUUUAUCCAAUUUCUUUUUCAGCACUCCUACUAG
This is a messenger RNA of Caenorhabditis sp. 36 PRJEB53466, 2440 nucleotides long. The record is from the annotation of a GenBank genome assembly. Lineage: Eukaryota; Metazoa; Nematoda; Chromadorea; Rhabditida; Rhabditidae.